AAUUUAAUAAGAAUAUAUAAAUGCAUACUUAAAACAACUUUAUGUACAAUUCAUAAGGUUAUAUGUAUCCUUAAUAAUAUAUGUAUCCUCACCCACCCCCAAAUUAUGUAUUUCCAUAACAAAUACAAGCUCCUCCUUAAUUUUAUUAUAUGAAUCCCUAAAAUCCUGCUAUGUAUUAAUAUAAUAUUGGAUAAUAACAAUAAUAAUAACAAAGAAUUAAAUGCAAUUAGCCUAAAACAAAAGAAUAGGAAGUCAAACAAUAGAAACCAUAAGUAGUUAAAUAGUAACCUAAUUAAAUCAUGUAAUAAUAAAUGGAAACACAGAAAACAAGCAUGAAGAUUUUAACAGAACAAUAAAUUAAAGAUUAAAUAGGAUCUAUUACAAAAUAAGGGUUUUGUCAUUAUUGUAAUAAGAAUGGCAAAACAUGUUAUUAUUGUUUUAGCAAUUACAAAUCUACAGAUUGUAGACAUGGAUUUUGUUUUGAUUGUUUGAUGUUCAAAUUUAAGGUAAUAAGCAAAUAUAUCAAUAUAAUAGAUUAAUCCAAUUAAAAUAUUGCUCAGACCAGAUUGGAAUUGCCCUAUUAAGUGUAAAUAAUGCAUUUGCAGCAGAUGCACUAAUUUAAAUCACAUGGAUUCUGAUUAAUUUAUUUCUAAUGACUCUGUAGAAAGUUGCAAUAAAUAUGCUCAUAUCAUUGAGAAUACAAAGAAAAUAAAGAAGUAAUAUUAAAAGAAGAAGAACAUUAUUAGAGAAAUGUUUUAAGUUAAGUUUUAACAGUUGGAUCCAAAAAAAAAGAAAUAAUAAUAGGUAUUUUAUUGAUAUAAAUGUAGUCAAUGAAGAAGACUUUAUUACUAAAUAAGAUUAAGAAAUAAAUGUAAUUUUCAUAGGAAUGCAUAAUGAAAUUGAAAUAAAAGCAUAGCCAAAAUGAUGAAUAAAUAUUGCAUCAAGUUGUGAGAUAUAACUUUGGUUCUUUGAUCGAUUUGUUUAAAGAAUAUAAGUCAGCAUGA
Molecule: messenger RNA, 1004 nt
Organism: Paramecium sonneborni
Lineage: Eukaryota; Ciliophora; Oligohymenophorea; Peniculida; Parameciidae
Source: the annotation of a GenBank genome assembly